Messenger RNA from Hypoxylon trugodes, 1111 nucleotides. Its product is annotated as nucleoside phosphorylase domain-containing protein. The transcript has 5 exons. Gene Ontology annotation, biological process: nucleoside metabolic process. Gene Ontology annotation, molecular function: catalytic activity. The record is from RefSeq and is a predicted model, not a curated record. NCBI's taxonomy places the organism in Eukaryota, Fungi, Ascomycota, Sordariomycetes, Xylariales, Hypoxylaceae. The coding region runs from base 1 to 975 and encodes 324 amino acids.
AUGGAGAAGUUGUUUGAGGAUAACUACACCGUUGGCUGGGUCGCCAUUGUUGGGCCUGAGAUCGCUGCCGCAAAAUUACUCCUUGAUGAUGAGCAUGAACGCAUAGCUGUUGCCCGUGGCGACGACAAUGGCUAUAUCCUAGGCGAAAUAAGUGGCCAUAAUAUUGUUCUUGCAUUCCCGCCCUCAAAGGUCGGUGUCGGUGGCGGUGUUCCCAAGCCUCCAAACUGGACGAACCCACGACUUGAUAUUCGUCUUGGGGAUGUCGUGGUUGGCAAACCAGAGGGAAGCCAUAGCGGUGUAUGUCAAUUUGACAUGGGGAAACGGGUGGGACUUAAUCAACUCGACAUCAAGUAUCACCUAAAUAGGCCACCAAACUUCCUAUUAACAAGUGUAGAGACACUUAGAUUAGACCAAGCCUUCAAUGGGGGGGAAAUGCGACGUUACAUAGAAGACGCAAUUGAGAAGGCUAAAGACCUUGAAAGACUUGAAAAUCCUGAGUUCCCAGGAAGGAACAAAGACCAACUCUUUCAGAGCACAUAUAGCGAUGAAUGUCAAAAUGACUUACCGGCAUACCAACUGGGCCAAACGAAAACCCCGACCGCGCCUCUAACUGUUGAGCGGAAGGACCGAAAAAACAAUCACCCCUCUGUUCACUAUGGGCUCAUUGGCUCUGGUAACCAAGUUAUUAGGUCUGCGAGCUUCCGAGACAUGCUACGAGAUACGCAUAAUAUUUUGUGUUUUGAAAUGGAGUCUGCGGGCUUGAUGAACAAUUUCCCAUGUCUAGUAAUUCGCGGCAUAUGCGAUUAUUCAGACAGCCAUAAAACUAAGGUUUGGCAGCCAUAUGCAGCAAUUACCGCAGCAGCUUAUGCGAAGGAUCUGCUAAGGGUUAUAGGACCUUAUAAGGUCAAGGAAGAGAGGGUCCUUGUCGAGUUGGUUCAGCAGUUGCGGCUAGAAUUUCAGAGGAAAAUUGAUUAGACGGGGGCGUAACGGCCGGAGAAGGUCUAAUGGAAUAAGAAAUCUAAAGAAUUGGUAGUUAGUGAUUUAUGUCUCAGUGUCGGGAAGUCAAGGUUUUGUUCUACUCGGUUCCUUACAUCAAUGGAAGUCUGUGGCA